Messenger RNA from Chenopodium quinoa (quinoa), 2118 nucleotides. RefSeq lists its product as uncharacterized. The record is from RefSeq and is a predicted model, not a curated record. Bases 775 to 1935 code for a protein of 386 amino acids. The transcript is spliced from 2 exons. Lineage: Eukaryota; Viridiplantae; Streptophyta; Magnoliopsida; Caryophyllales; Amaranthaceae.
CCCCCCCCCCCUCUUCUCACCUUUUACUCGUUGGCAAUCGGCGCUCCUCUCUUAGUCAUUGUCGGUGAGUGUUGUUCUAUACAAUUAGGUUAUUUUUGCUUUCUGUUUCGGUGUUUUAUUUCCGGCAACGAAAACAAAGGAAUUGCAAAUUGGUUUUGUUUUUCAAGUUCAUCGGGGAUUCAAUCAACUUUUGGUGGGUUGUCAAGUGUUUGAGUUUCUAAUAUUACAACGAGUCGAGAAGCCAAGGCUAUUCUUAACGCCACCAUUGAAAGGAAUUUCAUUAAUUGUUUCUCGACGAUAAAGGCGAAGUUAAGACUAGGGUUUUCUUCCUUAAUCUAAGGUUUGAUUUAGGGGAGGCAGUCUUCUUGAGUUGGACUUGAUGAGUAGUUGUUGUGUUUGGCUUUGAUUCUUUCGCUCAGCUAGCUUGGUGGUUCUUUUUGCUUCUCCGAGACUCACGAGUUGCUUUGUGGGUAUUUGUUGGUUUUCUUUGCUUUGGUCUAUUGUAUUGAAGUAUAACAACCGUAAAUAAUUAUCCUUAUAAUUAUUUACUUAUGAUCACUCUUGUACAGCUAGCUUUCUUAUCUCAUAGUAUGCUUAUCACCUUAAGUUGUUAUAUUUUGUAAUUAUCUUUAGCUUUGUAGUUCUCAUGUAAAGUCUAUUUAAAGGCUUCUUCUGUUUAAUAGUAAGUAUCUUGAAAAGCAUUCUCUUCUUAUUCUUAUAUGGUAUCACAACGAUCGAUCUAAAUUUUUUUUUCCUUCUCUUCUUGCUCUUAUCAUGGUUCUUAACAACGACUCCAUCAUUCCCAAUGCUAAUGAUCCAACUAAACCCUUCACUGUGGUUCAUUUUCACAAUGCCAUUAAGCUUACCCCUACCAAUUACAUUGCCUGGAAAACCCACCUUCAAGCCACGCUGCUCGGAUACGACCUCGACAAAUUUGUAGAUGGCACGUUUCCUUCCCCACCUGCCUCUAUCACCACUGCCGAAGGAACUUCAGCAACCAAUCCUGCUGCCCUCCCUUGGUUCCGUCAGGACCGUCUUGUCUUUGGGGCCCUUGUUGGCACCCUAUCACCUGAUCUUGUACCUCUUGUCUCUCAAUCUGAAACAGCCAAAGAAGCAUGGGAUAUCCUUGCUUCCACCUAUGCCAAUCCAUCCCGUGGUCACUUCAAACAAAUCAAGGACCACCUAGCCAAGAUCACUAAGGGAAACCUUAGCAUUUCUGAAUAUAUGCAGGCCAUCAAACAGUGUAUUGAUCGCCUUGCCUCUAUGGGGAAACCCAUGGAUCCCGAGGAUAUUAUUGAUAAAGUCCUUUUUGGCCUUGAUUAUGAGGUUUAUAAGCCUGUAAUUGAUGCGGUUAAUGCUAGAGACUCUCCUAUUUCUUUCGAAGAGCUCCAUGAGAAACUCAUCACUAGAGAACUCAUGGUUGCAUCGACAAUUUCUCCUACUCCCUUUCCUGCCACAGUCCAUGCUGCUCAACACCGUGCAUCCACCAGCCACGCUAAGCCUCAACAUUAUCUCACACCCAGUCCAGCUCUUCUUCCUACUCCACGCAAUACCUCUACUGCACCUCGUCAACAACGCCCAUACCUUGGUAAAUGUCAGUGGUGCCGCAACCAAGGUCAUGCGCUUGAUCAGUGUGCUAUCUUCAAAGCUCUCUUUCCUCAGAUUAAUGUCCCAACUGCAACACAAGCUCGGGCUGUUCAACAAGGCCAUCAACAACCUCACGCUCAUCUUGCCACGGCUAAUAAUGUCCCUGCUUCAAACUCUUGGCUCUUAGAUAGUGGGGCAUCUCAUCAUGUGACAAAUGAUCUCGCCAACCUCUCUCUACAUGCUCCCUAUGAUAGCACUGAGGAACUUGUAGUUGGUGAUGGCUCGACUCUUCCGAUCCAAAAUACUGGAGCUUUUGAAGGGAACCAUCCUCCUUCAAGGUCCAACUAGAGCCGGAGUCUAUCAAUGGAACCCAGGUCCUCCUCGAGUCUUCACAAGUCUCAAAUUACCUGUGCAUGACUGGCAUCACCGUCUUGGACAUCCAUCUUCAUCUAUCCUUAGGAUUUUAAAUUCAUCUUUCAAUUUAGCCAUUUCUGAUUUUUCCAUGUCUCAUUGUAAUUCUUGCAAUAUCAA